AUGGAAAGCCCAGCGGUGGCUUUGUCUUUCGCGAACAACUUCUGGGGUAAGGAAGAUGCCGGCGUUGGACCCCUUCUCGAUCGUAUGGCUGCAGCCAAGCAAACUUGCGAUGAAUUGAAAGCAUUUUAUAGUGCUCGCGCCUCUAUCGAAGACGAAUACGCUCGGAAGCUACUGUCUCUGUGUCGCAAAUCACUAGGCUCUCAGGAGAUGGGAAGCCUCAAGAACUCCCUGGACACUGUUAGGGGAGAAGUAGAAUCAAUGGGGAAGCAGCACCAAAAUAUCGCUGCUCAGAUGAAGACCGAGCUAGAGGAACCGCUGGCCGCCUUUGCUGGCGCAAUGAAGGAAAGGCGCAAGAUUGUCCAGAAUGGUAUCGAAAAGAUUCUCAAGACCAAGAUACAGCAGACGCAGCAUGUCAACAAGACUCGGGAUCGCUUUGAGCAAGAAUGCCUCAAAAUCAAAGGUUACCUGGCACAAGGCCACAUGGUCAUGGGCCAGGAAGAGCGAAAAAAUAAGGCAAAGCUGGAAAAAACGCAGAUUAGCGUUGCGACAUCCAACACAGAGUAUGAGAACGCAGUGAAGGCCCUCGAGGAUACCACGGUGCGCUGGAAUCGCGAGUGGAAAGCCGCCGCAGACAAGUUCCAGGAUCUGGAAGAAGAACGGCUGGAUUUUACCAAGAGCAGUCUAUGGACUUUUGCCAACGUCUCCUCUACGGUCUGUGUCAGCGACGAUGCGUCAUGCGAAAAGAUUCGUCUGUCUUUGGAAAAGAUGGAUGUUGAGACUGACAUCGUCGGCUUCAUCAAGGAACGGGGGACAGGGCAAGAGAUUCCAGAUCCGCCAAAGUAUAUCAAUUUCUGCCGGGGUGAUGUCAACGAUACUCAGUCAGAAACAUCUGACGACGACAACUAUUCUGUCGCGCAAUUUCCGAGAAGCAUCAACCCAGCCUUUCGCACUUCGUCGCCGCAGCCGUCAACCUACGAAUCGCACCAUGAUCCAAACUCCAGUCUUGCUCAGGAUCUGGGCCACAAAGAGCCUGCGCCUGCAGCAACUAGAACGAUCGCCAUGGACGCUGGACGAAAAGAAGGGAACUCAUCUUCGUCGAGGCACAUGGCACAGGACAUGUUGCGAAAGACAAGUCCCCCUUCUAGGAGCUUUGCGUCGGAUCUGGACCACAAGGAUUUAAAUCCUAUCCCGAAAACCUUUUUGUCAGACCUUGGGCAUAAAGAAGUCGGCUCUUCAUCUCGAGGCUUCAUAACAGACAUGAGCCACCGGGAAGCAACGAGCUCUUCAUCAAGAGGCUUUCCGUCAGAUGUUGGACCCAAAGACCCUAUUCUUGCUCCCCGGAGUCUUGGGCAAGACUAUGGGCUCAAAGAUGCCGGCGCGUCUGAGAGGAGCCACACUCAGGAAAUCUCACUGGCUAGGGAGAUCAUGCCUCCCGUUGCCCGGGAAGCCCCUAGCCUCUCCCAGAGAAUGCCACCACAGCUUGAGAAGCAACGACAAGUGGCGCCAGUCCCGCCGGCAUCUCAGCAGCAGAGCCGUCUCCCUCUCGAUAUCAAUCAGCACGGUACUUUUGCUUCAAUUCCCCACGACCCAUACCCUCUCGAUGGCAUGACAAUGCUAUGUCGAAAAGGACCUCCAUCGGAACGCAGCUCGCAUCCUGCGUCGGCAAGACCGUCCAGCCGCGAUUCUCAAAGUGACUACUCCAACCCAACCUCGCUCUCUAGUCAGGAGCCCCCGAGCGGUAAGGUCUCGCCGAUCAAGCACGAACCGGUUAGCGUACCCGCAUCAGUACCGGCUCAAGCACAAGCACCGUCACCGGCCUCGGCAACGGCGGAAAAACAGGUCCUCAAGAAGAAAAGUGGUUUCUUUCAGAACCACAGCCCGUUCCGUCGCAAAAGCACCAAGGAAGUUCAGGGCACUACCACAAACAGAAACACUUGGCAUCCUGUAUCUACGCAAGGAAGCCCCUCACGUCGACCACAGGUAUACACGCAAGACGCCCCGAGUCUGUUGGCGGGCAGAUCAACGAUAAGUCCUGAGCCGAUUGACGCCAAUGCCAGUCUGGCGUUGAACGUCGGACAAAAUGUAUUCUCUGUUACGACGCCGGACCUCGAGAAAAGAAAAGGAUCAAAUACACCGAGCGCACAGCCUGAAACGGAUCCUAUUGCGCUGGCCCUCGCCGAACUCAAGGGCGUUGGUGUAGGCAAGCAGUCUAGCAUCCGUGUCUCGGCAGACCGCUACCACGGCAUUGCAACACCCACUCCUGGCUCGCAGCCGUUUUCUCGAUCGGUGCCGCCAGCUGCAACCAAUGCCGCUGUCACAGCAGGGCUUCGAGGAACGCCCCCUCCUUCUUACGACCAACAAGUGGUACAGAGACUUGGGGUUCCGCCCCAGGCCGUGACGGCCAAGGCAAUGAAGGAAACGUCUCAGAAGUUCGCCGACCAGACUCGCAGCAUGUUCAACCCGGCGAAUCGGCCUGGAUCGGGAGGAUAUGCGGGCUCAUCUAGUCCUCGGCCCAUGACCAGGGGUAGUGACGUUCCACGAGCAGCAUCUCCAGCGCCACUUCGCAGUGCUUCCCCUAGGGCGCCGGCGACAGAUGACUCGCGAAGUGGGCACAGGAGCUCCCCGCGCAGUGCGUCUCCGAGGGUCGCGCCAGCAGACGAUACUAGGAGUAGCUAUAGGUCGGCGUCGCCUAAUCCGCACAGCUCUCUCGGUAGAGGCUCGUCGCAAAUGAGCAGUGGUGCGCCUAGACGAGGCUCGGAGCAAUCGUUUCACCGCCAAAACUCGCCGAGCAACAUGUCACGAACAGCUUCGCCGGCACCAUUCAGGGAGCAAAUGCGACCAAGCAGUAGUCAUGUCAGCAACGAUAUGGCAGUUCAGCUUGCUCCUGUGGGUGAUGAUAGCUAUGGUUCGGUUCGUGGCCGAGGCGGAGUACGACCAGGAACGAGCUCAAGCAACCGGGCUAUGGGCUUAUAUGAUGGUGGUGGGCCACCAGGACAAGGCGAGUCGAGACAACGGAGUAAGAGUGUUGCAGAUCCAUCUCGACAGUACACACACGACGGCCGACCAAUCUUGCACUUUGCUAAAGCACUGUACAUGUACCAAGCAGCGAUCCCGGAGGAGCUGGGCUUCUCCAAGGGAGACUUCCUUGCAGUGCUGCGGCAUCAAGACGACGGUUGGUGGGAAGCGGAGGAGGCUCUUAGCAAGGCAUCCCGAGCAGCUACCUCCAAGACGGCACAGCGAACUUUGGUGAACGUGACUCUCCUGAUAGGAACGUCACUCUUACUUCUGCCCCUCGCUGCCACCGCCUCUCUCCUCUUCUUCCGGAAUUAUCUGCCUGACCAGGUCGUGAGCGCACCGGUUCAUCUUCAGUAUGGCUCGGGGAUCAAUCCGUUUGGAAUAGCCACCAUACCAAGCUCCAGUCUGAGGACACAGCAGGAGUACGAUGUGUCUGUCACUAUAUCUCUGCCUCGCUCGCCAGCCAACACGCAUCGGGGCAACUUCAUGGUAGCUCUGUACCUGCUUGAUGCCGGUGCUCUGUCAACCGGCAACAGCCAAGUCCAGCCUCAAACCCCCCCAGAGCCUUACGGCCACUUCGACGGCAAAUCCAUUUUGUUUUCGUCACGACGGCCCACCCUCGUGCCGUAUCAGGACCCGUUGGUCUCACUGGCCUCUCGUGUCUUGUUCAUGGUUUACCACAUUCUCUUCUCGGACUCCCAGACAUGUGUGUUAACGGUGCCGAUGGCCGAACGCGUCCAGCUGGGCAAGGGCUCAUCCCUGCCGUCGUCGGCGUAUCUGGAGAUCCAGGGCGGCCAGAGCAUUGAAACGUACCACGCGUCAAUAACGCUCACGGCACAACUGCGCGGACUGCGCUGGCUGAUGUAUCAUUACCGAUUACCAACAUUGACCGCGGCGAUAAUUCUUUUCUGGUCAUCCGAAAUUUUAUUCAUGGCAGGAGCCUGGUUGGUCUGGACUGGACUUUCGGGCUCAAGUUCCAGGUUGGCCUCUGGACGCGGGGAAGACAACUCGAAACUUGGUAUGCGGCUCAAGAGAGAAGAGGGGAGCGGGGUGGAUGAGCUGUCAGAUGCGCCCCGGACUUUUCCUACCUAUGGAAACCAAGCACCGCUCAGAUACGAGCCCGAGGUCAAGGAAGAGCCACAGUCAGGUCUUCGGAUGGAGGACCUCGUCCCACUCGGAGGUGAAGCUGACGAUGAAGAAGAAGACGACGGACGGGCAAGUUUCAAGGGUGAUUCGGGCAUAGGGACAAGUUAUAGCGAGGGAGGAUCGGGUAGCGUUCGACGUAGGUCGUCCCACAACCGCUAG
Molecule: messenger RNA, 4320 nt
Organism: Colletotrichum siamense
Lineage: Eukaryota; Fungi; Ascomycota; Sordariomycetes; Glomerellales; Glomerellaceae
Gene: imp2
Product: Septation protein imp2
Exons: 7
Coding region: 1-4320 (1439 amino acids)
Biological process (GO): cytoskeleton organization; lipid storage
Cellular component (GO): plasma membrane; cell division site; cytoplasmic side of plasma membrane
Molecular function (GO): protein binding; phospholipid binding
Source: RefSeq, a predicted model, not a curated record